GACAUUUUGUUUCGUCUGAGUCGAUCUUCAAGUAGUAUGAUUGAGAGGCGUUCCAUUUUGCGUCUUACGGAUGUUUCAAGUAAGUACCGCACCGCAAGGCGUCUUUCUUCUAUCCUUCCGUGUUACUAACUAUCAAUGUUCUUUCAGGUCUUGCUGAACUAGCACACAGAGAAUACCAAGCUGGAGAUUACGAACGGGCUGAACAACAUUGUAUGCAACUAUGGCACCAGGACCCGGAAAAUACAUCUACUUUGCUACUACUCAGUUCCAUACACUUCCAGUGUCGCAGGAUGGAAAGGUCAGCCUAUUUCAGCCAGUUGGCUAUCAAACAAAACCCGCUAAUGGCAGAGGCGUAUUCCAAUCUCGGCAAUGUUUUCAAAGAGCGAGGGCAGUUGAAAGAAGCAAUUGACAACUACAGACACGCACUAAGAAUAAAACCCGAUUUUAUUGAUGGAUACAUUAAUUUGGCUGCUGCUUUAGUUGCUGCUGGCGAUAUGGAGUCUGCAGUAAACGCUUAUGCAACAGCACUGCAGUACAACCCAGAUUUAUAUUGUGUACGAAGUGAUCUGGGAAACUUACUAAAGGCACUUGGACGAUUGGAUGAGGCGAAAGUAAGGCGGCAUAUAAGUCGCCGCGGCGCGCUGCGAUUGUUUGCUUGGAUAUUAUUUUGCUAUGUUUUUUUAAAUAGCGGUCCACAUGGCCGCCGCGCUGCUUAGUAAAUCAAGCAAACUUCCCAGCUCUCCUACGGUUUUUCUAAUGAACGAGAUUUUUUCUUUCAAACAGCUAUGUGCAGUCUCCGACCGGUUGCUGUUCGUCAAUCCUACAGUCUGGACUGGUUCUGCGAACAAAUGCAUUCGUGAGUUCCCCCUUCUUCUACCCUUCGCGCGUUCCCUUAAGUGCAAGUUUUGCACUGCGCUUUAAGUUAUUUCAUCAAGUUCGGCUCAAGGGUGGUGAGUCGCUGUCUGUUGUAGGUAGUGAUUGCGCUCGCAUGCUAAGCUGUGGACCUGUCGGUUGACAGCCGCUCAGCGCCCGCGUCUUCUACUUUCUACCUAUUUUCGUUUUUGUUGUAGUCAUGCUAUCUGAAAGCGAUUGAAACCUGUCCAACAUUCGCAGUGGCUUGGAGCAACCUGGGAUGUGUGUUCAAUGCUCAAAAUGAGAUAUGGUUGGCAAUCCAUCACUUCGAAAAGGCUGUUACUUUGGAUCCUACUUUUCUGGAUGCUUACGUCAACCUUGGAAAUGUGUUAAAGGAGGCUCGUAUAUUUGACCGUGCAGUAGCAGCCUACCUAAGAGCUUUGACAUUAUCUCCAAAUAACGCUGUUGUCCACGGUAAUUUGGCCUGCGUUUACUACGAGCAAAAUCUUAUCGAUCUUGCCAUCGAUACUUACAAGAGAGCAAUUGAAUUGCAGCCCAAUUUCCCCGAUGCUUACUGUAACUUGGCCAAUGCACUCAAAGAAAAGGGAAAGGUUUCGGAGGCUGAGGAAUAUUACAACACAGCCCUGAGAUUGUGUCCUACACAUGCAGAUUCUUUAAACAACCUAGCGAACAUCAAACGUGAGCAAGGAAAAGCGGAAGAGGCAAUACGACUAUACGUUCGAGCUCUUGAGAUAUAUCCUGAAUUCGCAGUAGCUCAUUCUAAUCUCGCAAGCAUGCUUCAAUUACAAGGAAAAUUACAAGAAGCUUUGUUGCACUAUCGGGAAGCCAUUCGCAUAUCACCAACGUUUGCUGACGCUUACUCCAAUAUGGGGAACACCUUGAAAGAAUUGCAGGAUGUUCAAGGUGCGAUGCAGUGUUAUCAAAGAGCUAUUCAGAUUAAUCCUGCCUUCGCUGAUGCUCAUUCAAAUCUAGCUAGCAUUCUGAAGGACAGUGGUAACCUCGCCGAUGCUAUAACAUCCUACAAGACCGCCUUAAAAUUAAAACCUAAUUUCCCAGAUGCGUUUUGCAACCUUGCUCACUGUCUGCAAAUUGUAUGUGACUGGUCUGACUACAAGCAUAGAAUGAAGAAACUUGUUUCCAUGGUACAAGAUCAGCUGGAAUCAAAUCGCCUGCCAUCUGUACACCCUCAUCACUCCAUGUUGUACCCACUGACGCAUGACCAGCGCAAAAAGAUUGCCGGAAAACAUGCUUCGCUGUGUUUGGAAAAAGUGUCUUUGCUGCAUCAUCAACCAUUUAGAUUUAGCAAAAAAUUACCUGCUGGGCAACGUUUAAGAAUUGGAUACGUUAGCUCUGAUUUUUGCAAUCAUCCAACUAGUCACUUGAUGCAAAGUAUUCCAGGUCUGCAUGAUCGAACUAAAGUCGAGGUUUUCUGUUACUCACUCGCACCUGACGAUGGCACCAAUUUCAGGGCAAAGGUCGCGAAUGAAGCUGAACACUUUGUUGAUCUAAGUGGGAUUCAGUGUCAUGGAAAAGCUGCAGAUAAAAUCGCAAGCGAUGGUAUUCAUAUUCUUCUAAACAUGAAUGGCUAUACAAAGGGUGCACGUAAUGAAAUAUUUGCACUGAAGCCUGCACCGAUUCAAGCUAUGUGGCUAGGUUAUCCUGGCACGAGUGGUUCGACAUUUAUGGAUUAUAUCAUCACGGAUAUGGUAACAUCUCCCAUGCACUUAAGCCAUCAAUACUCUGAGAAGUUGGCAUACAUGCCCAAGACAUUUUUUAUUGGGGAUCAUCAACAGAUGUUUCCUCAUUUACGCAACCGAGUCAUUCUAGAGAGCGCUGAAGAUGCCACCGCAGGGCGCCGUGUGACAGAUAAUUCCAUCGUUGUCAGUGGUUUGGAUAUCAAACCUCUACUACAAGUUGCUUGUGUGCGCGAAGUCACUUAUGGAGGUCGCUUGGUUGAGAUUCAUGGCAGCCAACGUAAAGAGGUUUCUUACUUCACAAAGCUCACCGUGUUAACGAUCCCCUCGUUACAGCCUAUACAAAACAUGAUUCGUACAAACAGUCCGUCUUGUACAAUUAAUGGCGUAACUAUUCAUAAUGGUUUGGUGACACAGCAAACACAAUCCAAAGCUUCUGCUGGUGAGGAAGUGCCUCGUGAUCUCAUUCUUACUUCCAGGCAACACUAUGGCUUGCCAGAAGAUGCCGUCGUUUUUUGCAACUUUAAUCAGCUAUAUAAGGUUGAUCCAUCAACUAUGAGAAUGUGGGUAGAAAUUCUGAAAGGUGUCCCGAACAGUGUGUUGUGGCUGCUACGCUUUCCAGCCGCUGGCGAAGCCGGUGCACUUGCAGCGGCCUCAGAAAUGGGUCUUCAGCAGGUGAAUCGUCGAAUUUUAUUUAGCAACGUUGCGCCAAAAGAGGAACAUGUUCGGCGUGGUCAGGUUGCUGAUGUCUGUCUAGACACGCCUUUGUGCAAUGGACAUACUACUGGCAUGGACGUUCUGUGGGCUGGCUGUCCUGUAGUUACCCUUCCACUCGAAACAUUGGCAAGUCGCGUUGCGGCCAGCCAGCUUCACACGUUGGGAUGUCCUGAGCUUGUGGCUAACAGUCAGGAGGACUACGUUCGAAUCGCAACGAAGUUGGGGAACAACCGUGAAUAUCUUCAAGCAAUGCGGGCUAAGGUUUGGAAGGCAAGAGAGUCGUCUGCUCUUUUCAGCUGUCGCAGCUACACUGCUGAUAUAGAAGCCCUUUAUUUCCGAAUGUGGCAGCAGUAUGAAGCCGGCUCUAUUGAACACAUCGUAGAAUGGCCGUCAAAGUUCAAUAAGGAGAGUACUUAGUCUUGUCACCGUAAUCUACUUGCUUGUAAAUAUAUCAUUUAUUACUA
Messenger RNA from Schistosoma intercalatum, 3748 nucleotides. The record is from the annotation of a GenBank genome assembly. Lineage: Eukaryota; Metazoa; Platyhelminthes; Trematoda; Strigeidida; Schistosomatidae.